AUGGAAGGCGGCAUGACACCGAUGCCUGGUGGCAAUACAGCCCAACCAAAAUCAACAAGUAUGAUCUACAUUUGUGGAGAGUGCCAUUACGAGAAUGAGAUUCGUCCGAAAGAUGCAAUUCGCUGCCGUGAAUGUGGUUAUCGUAUUUUGUACAAGAAGAGAAGUCGCAAGCGUAAGUUACUACUAGUUUUUCAAUUUUUUUGUGGUAAAGUCUUAUGAUU
This is a messenger RNA of Cylicostephanus goldi, 221 nucleotides long. Lineage: Eukaryota; Metazoa; Nematoda; Chromadorea; Rhabditida; Strongylidae. The record is from the annotation of a GenBank genome assembly.